This is a messenger RNA of Microthlaspi erraticum, 1179 nucleotides long. NCBI's taxonomy places the organism in Eukaryota, Viridiplantae, Streptophyta, Magnoliopsida, Brassicales, Brassicaceae. The record is from the annotation of a GenBank genome assembly.
AUGAUCUCCUACAACUGCAAAGACGUGGGAUUCACGCCAUACGGUGAGGAAUGGAAGGCGUUGCGAAAGAUCUCGGUGGUCGAGCUCUUCAACGCUAAAAAGAUUCAGUCUUUAACGUAUAUCAGAGAGGAAGAGAAUGACUUGCUGGUCAAGAAACUGAUGGAAUCUGCUUCGUCACGACCUACCGUGAAUCUGAAGAAAACCCUUUACACAUUAGUAGGCAGUAUUGUGUGUAGGAUCGAGUUUGGGAUAAAUCUCCACGAGUGCGAGUUCAUGGAUGAAGAUAGAAUCGCGGAUCUUGCGGACAUACUUAAGUUAAUGGAGAAUACUAAUUUGUUCUCUGAUUUCUUUCCUGGAAGAAUCGGUAGAUUCGUUGAUUGGUUCUUAGGUCAGAACAAGAGACUAGAGAAUGCUUUCUCCGAACACAACACUUUCACCAAUAAUAUUCUCGAUGAUCAUCUUAAGCCUGAAAGAAGAAUACAAGAGAGCUCUGAUAUUAUCGACGUGAUGAUCGAUAUGAUGAGUAAGCAAGACGAAGAUGGAGACUCUUUCAAGCUCACCACAAAUAAUGUCAAAGGAAUGAUCUCGGGCCUAUUUAUAGCAGGAGCUAACACAAGCGGCGUCACAAUGAUAUGGGCAAUCACAGAGCUAAUUAGAAACCCUAGAGUUAUGAAGAAAGUGCAAGACGAGAUUCGGACAACGCUUGGGGACAAGAAAGAGAGAAUCACUGAACAAGAUCUUACCAAACUCCAUUACUUCAAGCUCAUGGUUAAGGAGAUAUUAAGGUUACACCCAGCAGCUCCGGUUUUGCUCCCAAGAGAGACAAUGUCUCACGUCAAGAUCCAAGGCUACGAUGUUCCCGCCAAAACCCAAAUCUUGAUCAACGCUUACGCGAUUGCACGUGAUCCAAAACACUGGAAAAACCCUGAUGAGUUUAAUCCUGAGAGGUUUGAAGACAGUUCCAUAGAUUACAAAGGACUAAACUUUGAGUUUAUACCGUUUGGUUCUGGUAGGAGGAUCUGUCCAGGGAUAGCGAUGGGGAUCGCCAUUGUUGAACUGGGACUGUUAAAUUUGCUUUACUUCUUCGACUGGGGAUUGCCGGAGAAGGAAGAAGGUGAUGAAGAGAUCAUCACCGGAAAUGAAGUUGCUCUUGACCUAGUUCAAGUUCUACGCCACUGA